GCUUCUGGGUCCCUGUCUUAUCUCUUUCACUCGCCGGUGACCCACAAGUCUCCGAUCACUGGACUAAUCGGUAUGUGACGUCAUCCAAUCGCUGAGAGGGGUGCGAGCUAUGCACCCACCAUGUCCACCUGGUGCGCAAUAUAAUGGGUAGUGGAAGUAUGACGAUGACUGCUAUGCUUAGCUUAUUGUGAAUUCUUUGACUCUAUCAGAAUCACACAAUGACACGCAGAAUACAAGUACAUUAACAAAAUCAAGUAGUCUUCACCUUCAAUAAUACAGCUUCAUCUCAUAUACUAUAAUCGAUUCAAACAGUAAGUCGAAUAUUAUAAUAUAAUUGGUGGAAUAUCACAACGAAGAGAAUUAAAUUAGAUGCUGGAGGGUCCCUUGCUCUCUUUUAAGCUGCGUUGUUCCUCUGUCGAUCAUGUUGGGAGCUUAGGGUCUUGCAAAGGAUAGUCCUUGCUUCGGGGUCCAAGGAAUUUCGCUGUGGUUUCGUAGGUUAUCAAGUGACAAGUUGGCAUGAUUUGAGCGGGAAAAGCUUCUGAAAGUAGCUUUUAGUUAAAGCAGUUUCUUGUAAAAACAAUUGGUGUUAGUGCUGAUUGAAAUCCUGCACUAAUCAGUCCAAAGAGCAUGAAUUCAACAUCCACACAGUUUGUUUCUACGAGAAGGAUGGGUUUAUAUGAUCCUAUCCACCAGAUUAGCAUUUGGGAAGAAAACUUCAAGAAUACUUGUAAUUUAAGUGCAUCUGUGUCUGUGCCCUUAAUUGGUGAGGCAGAUGUGAAGUUAGAUAAUCAGUCAGAGGAUUCUUCUCAUGGAAUGCUCGGAAUUCCAAGGAAUUAUGACCAAGAAGCUAAUAAGUCUAUUGAAAAGAUACAAAGACGCCUUGCACAAAAUCGAGAGGCUGCUCGUAAGAGUCGUCUGCGGAAAAAGGCUUAUGUUCAGCAAUUAGAAUCAAGUCGUUUGAAGCUGAUCAAGUUAGAGCAAGAGCUGGACCGUGCAAGACAGCAGGGAUCUUUUAUAGGUUGUGGAUUGGAUUCUGAUAAUUUGGCAUUUGCUGGAUCUUCAAAUUCGGGAAUUGCAACCUUUGAGAUGGAGUACGGACACUGGGUAGAAAAACAAAAUAGACAAAUUUGUGAGCUGAGAAAUGCUUUAAAUGCUCAUACCAGUGACCCAGAGCUCAGAAUACUUGUAGAUGCUAUAAUGAAUCACUAUUCUGACCUUUUCCGCAUGAAAUCAGCAGCUGCGAAAGUGGAUGUUUUCUAUGUUUUGUUUGGCAUGUGGAAAACAACAGCCGAGCGGUUUUUCUUGUGGAUCGGAGGAUUCCGCCCAUCUGAGCUUCUAAAGGUUAUUGUCCCUUUGAUCGAACCCUUGACAGAACAACAACGAAUGGAUGUUUAUAACCUAGGACAAUCAUGCCAGCAAGCAGAGGAUGCCCUUUCUCAAGGCAGGGACAGACUUCAGCAAAUACUUGCUGAGACUGUCGCAGCUGGACAACUGGUCGACGGAACUUACAUUCCUCAGAUGGCUAAUGCAAUGGAGAAGCUGGAAGCUUUGGUGAGCUUUGUGAACCAGGCUGAUCAUCUUCGGCAGGAAACCUUGCAACAAAUGUUCCGAAUCCUAACAAUUCGUCAGGCAGCUCGGUGCUUGCUUGCUUUAGGGGAAUAUUUCCAACGCUUGCGGGCUUUGAGCUCCCUUUGGGCUAAUCGUCCUUCCGAACCCCCUGCUUAGUUUUGCAAACACAGAACAACCUUGUGACAUGAAACAGAGACAAGUGAGUGGCCUGCGACUCCUACAACGCAAAACGCGUCUUCUCCAAGACCAUGAAAACGUACCAUGCGUGGUGCAGGGAGCCUCCAAUUUUUCCAGCUGUCUUAGUGCCAUGGAGAAGUUGUAAAUAUGGACUAUGGUCAUCAUAUACAAAGGAGUAUGUAAAUAAAUUAAUGGUGGCAGCUAGGCGAUGCUGCCUUAGAUGAAACUUCUAGAAUAUGUAAUGAGUUUUCAUGAAAAUUGGCAAUGCCGAAGUAAAUGUUUAUAAAGAUGUGACGUCUGUUUUCAGAACGUGUCGAUUCUUCAUGGACAGUUAUUUUAUCUAAUAUCUCUCGCCAAUAACUUAUCUUAAAA
Messenger RNA from Neltuma alba, 2118 nucleotides. Its product is annotated as transcription factor TGA4. Bases 628 to 1725 code for a protein of 365 amino acids. Lineage: Eukaryota; Viridiplantae; Streptophyta; Magnoliopsida; Fabales; Fabaceae. Gene Ontology annotation, biological process: regulation of DNA-templated transcription; DNA-templated transcription. The transcript is spliced from 9 exons. Gene Ontology annotation, molecular function: sequence-specific DNA binding; DNA-binding transcription factor activity. The record is from RefSeq and is a predicted model, not a curated record.